This is a messenger RNA of Nomascus leucogenys (northern white-cheeked gibbon), 5835 nucleotides long. It is a transcript of the gene METTL16, whose product is annotated as methyltransferase like 16. The transcript is spliced from 11 exons. Gene Ontology annotation, cellular component: nucleus. The coding region runs from base 163 to 1920 and encodes 585 amino acids. Gene Ontology annotation, biological process: rRNA base methylation. Lineage: Eukaryota; Metazoa; Chordata; Mammalia; Primates; Hylobatidae. The record is from RefSeq and is a predicted model, not a curated record. Gene Ontology annotation, molecular function: 23S rRNA (adenine(1618)-N(6))-methyltransferase activity.
CCAAUCACGAGGCUAGAUGGCUUCACAAGAUGGCGGCGCGCGGGGAGCGUAUCAUCUGCGUUUCUAGGAGCUUCGCUGUGCGGCUGCUUUAAGAUUCUAGGAUUCCAGGGUUGUACAGGCCCACGCCAGACACGACGUGUGGCAGGAACCUCGGCCUCAGAGAUGGCUCUGAGUAAAUCAAUGCAUGCAAGAAAUAGAUACAAGGACAAACCUCCUGACUUUGCAUAUCUGGCAUCCAAAUAUCCAGAUUUUAAGCAGCAUGUUCAGAUAAAUCUGAAUGGAAGAGUGAGCCUUAAUUUUAAAGACCCCGAAGCAGUCAGAGCUCUGACUUGUACUCUCCUAAGGGAAGAUUUUGGACUUUCUAUUGAUAUUCCGUUGGAGAGACUAAUUCCCACAGUUCCCUUGAGACUCAACUAUAUUCACUGGGUAGAAGAUCUGAUCGGUCACCAGGAUUCUGACAAAAGUACUCUCCGAAGAGGAAUUGACAUAGGCACAGGGGCAUCCUGCAUCUACCCCUUACUCGGAGCAACCUUGAAUGGCUGGUAUUUCCUUGCAACAGAAGUGGAUGAUAUGUGUUUCAACUAUGCAAAGAAAAAUGUGGAACAGAAUAACUUAUCUGAUCUCAUAAAAGUGGUGAAAGUGCCACAGAAGACACUCCUGAUGGACGCUCUUAAAGAAGAAUCGGAGAUCAUCUAUGACUUUUGCAUGUGCAACCCUCCCUUUUUUGCCAAUCAAUUGGAAGCCAAGGGAGUAAACUCACGAAAUCCUCGAAGACCUCCACCUAGUUCUGUUAAUACAGGAGGUAUCACAGAGAUCAUGGCAGAAGGAGGUGAAUUAGAGUUUGUUAAAAGGAUCAUCCAUGACAGUCUACAACUUAAAAAAAGAUUAAGAUGGUAUAGCUGUAUGCUGGGAAAGAAAUGCAGCCUGGCACCUCUGAAGGAAGAGCUUCGCAUACAAGGGGUUCCUAAAGUCACCUACACUGAAUUCUGUCAAGGUCGGACAAUGAGAUGGGCCUUAGCUUGGAGUUUUUAUGAUGAUGUCACAGUACCAACCCUCAUGAUGGAUUUCAAAGUCAUUUGGAACGUUUUCAUUCUGAAUUUUCUGCAUGGAGUCAGGACAGAGUCACCACCAAGUAAGCGAAGAAAAUUAGAGAAACCACGGAAACCCAUUACAUUUGUGGUGCUGGCGUCUGUGAUGAAGGAACUAUCCCUCAAAGCAUCACCUCUGGGCUCGGAGACGGUGGAAGGCAUAGUCAUCGUCACAACAUGGAUUGAAAAAAUUCUCACUGAUUUGAAGGUCCAGCAUAAACGAGUUCCCUGUGGAAAAGAGGAAGUUAGCCUUUUCCUAACAGCCAUAGAAAACUCCUGGAUUCAUUUAAGGAGAAAGAAAAGGGAGCGAGUGAGACAACUGAGAGAAGUUCCCCGAGCUCCCGAGGACGUCAUUCAGGCCUUGGAAGAGAAAAAGGCCACCCCCAAAGAGUCUGGCAAUAGCCAAGAAUUGGCCAGGGGCCCCCAGGAGAAGACCCCCUGUGGGCCUGCUCUGUGGGAAGGCGAGCCUGCCACUGUGGAGGGCCCGUGCCCGAGCCAGGAGUCCCUGUCCCAGGAGGAAAACCCGGAACCCAUGGAGGAUGAAAGGAGUGAGGAAAAGGGAGGGGUGGAGGUUUUGGAAAGUUGUCAGGGCUCUAGCAACGGAGCACAGGACCAAGAGGCUUCUGAGCAGUUCAGCAGCCCAGUGGCUGAAAGGGGGAAACGCCUCCCAGGAGUGGCCGGACAGUACCUGUUUAAGUGUUUGAUAAACGUUAAGAAGGAGGUGGACGAUGCCUUAGUUGAGAUGCACUGGGUUGAGGGCCAGAACAGGGAUCUGAUGAACCAGCUUUGUACCUACAUACGUAACCAAAUUUUCAGGCUUGUUGCCAGUUAACUAGAAAGUUCUCGCACCGUUGGAAAUGUGUUUAUAGUAACUUGCUUUGGAGUGGCCUGUGGGGUGGCAAGAGGAAUCCUAGCAGCGGCCCAUUAGUAGCACGAUGUGGAAUUAUCUUCGAAAACAAAAACCUAUGAAUCUGUCCCCCACCUCCCCCCACCUCCUUCCCACUUUUUGAGUUACAGGGAGUCGUAGUGUGGCCGUUUACAAGGAGGAAUUGUGGUCAUCAGUAACAACAAGAAGCCCUCAGUAAACUCCCGAGGGAUUGCAAGUUGGCUCAAGCUGGCCCCCUCAGCUUUGGGCUGCUUCUGCAAGGCCAGAAGGGUUGUUUGUGGAGUCUGGGCUGGGCAGCACUGCCUAGAAUAUCAUGCUCUCUCUGUCACCCAAGGGUGUUUCUUGAGGAGGGGGGGCUCUCUGCCUCCAGUUGGAGGUCCUGUUCCAGUUGGAGGUACCCUCUUCUAGGUCACUCUUUAAGAUGGGGCCUACCUUGCAUCAGUCCCACAAAGGGAGCCGUAUGGUGCGGGGUGGGGAAUCGGGGAGAGAAACCUUAGUAAUGCUGGGAAGGAGGAGCAGAGUCUGGGGACCACCCGGUAAAUGGCACAUUCCUGACACAUGGCUGUUUUGAUGUUGCUUAUUUCAGAAGCAGAAUUAGGUAAGCAAAACUCCCAGGCGUGACUGAGGCACACAGAAGGCACCCAUACCCCCACCUCCAGCCUGUUGACAGUACCAUUUUGUAGCAGUUUUACUACUGUAUGAUUUUUGUUCGGACAUUUGAAGUAGAGCUUGUUUUGUUUUUAAUAUAAGAAUAUUCACAAAUUAAAAACCAGCGGUCCUAUUUGAAUCCUGGGGUUAGCUGAUGACAGAAAUGAGAAAUGGAACAAAAUAGUAUGUGCUGUAGGUAGCUUAAGAAAGUCUCAGAUAUUUUGUUGCUGAUCAAAUACUGUUUUUUUGUGGCUUCACUUGUAAUCCCCCCUGUACUUAACCUACUCACAUUGGAGAGUUCUGAGGCUGGGGUAACCAUGUCCUUAAAACACGUUUCUAAUUGGAAUGCCAGGGUUCAGUAGCAAUCCCCCCAGAAAAGGGGUGACCUUCUGCUGCGCUUGACUUUAACAGCUUGAUGUUGCAUCAGCAGCCGAGGGUUCUAUUUAGACUAAAAUCUUUGCCAGAGCUCCUUGCCAUCUGCUAAGAAGACUGAGUAGUUAAGCCAGCCUUCUGAGAGGUGGCUGUUGGUGAGGACAGGAAGCUGGUGACCUUGGCAUAUCUUGGCAGCACUUGGAUCGGGCCCUCGGCAGAGACACAGGAAGUGGAACUACUGUGCUUUAAUUUGGCUGUGGAGCUGGAGCUAGAGAAGACAGCAUACUGACCAGUGGCUUUUUGAUUGUUUGUUUGUUAUGAGAUGGAGUUUCACUCUUGUUGUCUAGGCUGGAGUGCAGUGGCGCAAUCUCAGCUCACUGCAACCCCCGCCUCCCGGGUUCAAGCAAUUCUCCUGCCUCAGCCUCCUGAGUAGCUGGAAUUACAGGCACGUGCCACCAUGCCUGGCUAAUUCUGUGUUUUUGGUAGAGAUGGGAUUUCACCAUGUUGGCCAGGCUAAUCUUGAACUCAUGAUCUCAGGUGAUCCGCCCACCUUGGCCCCCCAAAGUGCUGGGAUUACAGCUGUGAGCCACCACUUCCAGCCUCUGACCAGUGUUCUUAACCUGGUCCGUGGACCUCCAGAGAGUCCAUAUACCUCCUAGAGUUACUUCUAAAAGCUCUGUGAGCAUGUGUGUGUGUUUUUCCUGGAGAGAGGGUUCCCAGAACCCUCAGACAUAGACAAAGGGGUCAAUAACCCACUAAGGAUUAAGAAUCAUUAUUCUAGUCCAAGCAUUCACGUGUCAGGCUGCAAAAAACAAUACCCAGGGUCACACAGAGCCAAGACUCAAUUCAGGACCGUGGAUUCCCCUGGUCUAGAAAUUUUCUACUGUGCUAGCCCACACCAUCCCACUAUCCUUACCUCGAGUGAAUAUCACAUUUGAGUCAUUUGCUGGACCCAAACCUAGUUUCCUUGGUAUAAUUUUAGGAUAAUUGUUUAAGUGGCAACUAUUCAUUCAGUAAGUAGUAAGUACUUAUUGUUUGCUUGUUUCAUUAUGAAAGAGUGGCACAUGCUCAUUAAAGAUUUGGAAAAAUGAAAGUCGAAACAACAAAAUCACCCCUAGUCCCAACCUUCUGUGACAUAACCACUCUUGGUAUUGGCGCAUUGCUUUCCAGUCUCUCUGUAGACAGGGUGUGUGAGUGUGUGGGUUUAACUGGUGGUACUCAUGCUGCAUAUUCAGUUUUAUAUUCUGGUCCUUUUUUCAUUUAACAUCUUACAAGUAUUUUUCCGUGUUCUAACACUAGUGUAUUGACUUACACUCCUUGCCUGUUCAAAAUGUCUUUCAGGCACAGCACUGGCCUUUAAGUCUGUGUCUUAGGGAUUUCCAGAGAAUGCUCUGUGUAUUGAGGCACAGAAGGUGUUUCUGUGUCUUAGUGUGUUGCUGUCCCUAGGUUUAAGGCUUCCUGUCAUGGAGGAGAUUUCAUAGAUGUUAAGCUAAUGACCUUAGAGUUUUAAAAAAUCCGUGACCGUGGCUGGGCGCAGUGGCUCACGCCUGUAAUCCCAGCACUGUGAGGCUGAGGCGGGCGCAUCACAUGAGGUCAGGAGUUCGAGACCAGCCUGGCCAACAUGGCGAAACCCCGUCUCUACUCAAAAUACAAAAAUGAGCCAGGCAUGAUAGCGCGCACCUGUAAUUCCAGCUACUCGGGAGGCUGAGGCAGGAGACUCAUUUGAACCUGGGAGGCAGAGGUUGCAGUGAGCCGAGAACGCCACUGCACUACAGCCUGGGCGACAGAGUGAGACUGUCUCCAAAAAAAAAAAAGAAAAGAACAGAACCCGUGAGCAGGCCGGCUUUCAGUCUGGAGCCGAGUGCCUUCUGUGCAUUUAGAUGUUUCCAUUUCCUUCCCUGAGAAGAUUUUCUCAGGCUGCCUAGUGAGAGAACAUUGAAAAUAUUUUUAAAGGACAUCUAAACAUUGUUUUGGUCAUGCAUAUGCUUUAUAAUUGUGUGUUGUUUCACAGCAUAUACCUUUGGCACAGGUGGGCAAGUUUUUCUUUGAAGAAAUAGGUUAUUGACUCAUAUGUCAUAAUCUUGAGUGUUACUCUCCUGAAGUGUCCAGAGGUCACAUUCAUGUUGUUGGGUUGGUAUGAAAUUAAAUCUUUGUGGUGUGACCCUAAAUUCACUUCUGGUCCCUAGAAUCGGCUUCUGGUCUCCUGAUAACUGAAGUGGAGACAGAAGCUGACAGAAGCUGAGCCUGUUUUCCAGGCAAACUAAAGCUGCUUUUGUGCUUCGGAAUCUGCUUUGUCUCCGUCAGCCUGGUUCCUUCCCCACACAUGCUGGCCGCACUGUCCCCACUCCAGACCUCUGCUGCGUGUCCUGGCAGGGCCGCGGCUCUGCAGUGGCCUUUCAACUCAUCCUAAGCUUCGUGUAGAUUAGUAUAUAUUUUUUAUAAAACAUAAAGCCUUUCCUCUCGAUGGAAAUCAAAGCUUACCAUGUGAGCACUCGAACUUCUAAGUUCUGACAGGAAUAACAAAACUGCAAGAAGUGGAAAAGAUGGAAAAGCCUGGGGGAAAUCCGAGGCCUUUUGAAAGAAGGGAGCCGAUGACUUCAUGACCAGCUCCUGGAGCCCCCCGCCUUUCUGCUGAAGCCGCGGCAUUUCCCUCCGUGGCCACACGAGGGCACCCUUGGCCCUUUUAUCAAAGCGCCUUCACUUCCCCGUGGGAAUGGAGACGAUUCUGUCCAUGGUGUUUGCUUGAAAUACCCAGUUGCUACCUAGAUUUGUAUUUUUAUGUAAACAAAUACAUUUUCACAGAAAUAAGAUUUGAAAAAUAAAAGUAGAAAGAGAAAAAAA